Messenger RNA from Trichoderma reesei QM6a, 723 nucleotides. RefSeq lists its product as uncharacterized. The transcript has a single exon. The record is from RefSeq and is a predicted model, not a curated record. Bases 1 to 723 code for a protein of 240 amino acids. NCBI's taxonomy places the organism in Eukaryota, Fungi, Ascomycota, Sordariomycetes, Hypocreales, Hypocreaceae.
AUGGCUACCAUACACAUCGGCACUCUUGUCUUUGCCUACCAAGUCGUCGACAGCGCGGGCCCUACCGACCUCCUCACGUCCGCACAAGGGUCCAUUCUCAAAGCCGUUCAACAGUAUGGACCAGUCGAUGAGGCAGUCAUAUCCAGAGCACCCGAAUUUCAAUUUCAUUACAUUGGUGUCAACAGAGACCCAGUACUGCUAGGAUCAAGCCAGUUGACGAUUGUGCCUUCAACCACGGUCGAUGAAUGCCCCGAAGUCGACAUCCUUCUCGUCCCCGGCCCGUAUCUCCACAACUUUGAACUACACCCGAAGCAAGCCGAAUAUAUCCGCAAGCAUGUGGCAGCGGGUAAGCUUCUAUGGACUACGUGUACGGGAUCUAGCCUUGCGGCAUCUACAGGUGUCCUGGACGGAAAGAGGGCAACUGUUAACAACGUCGAGUACUCCUGGGUUCGCAAACGCUGGCCAAAGGUGAACUGGACUAGAGAGAAGAAAUGGGUCAUUGAUGGAAAUGUUUGGACGUCUUCCGGGGCAUGUGCUGGGGUAGACAUGAUUGCGCAUUGGCUGAAGGAGAACUACGGGCUCGAUCUGCUCAUCCAGGCUAGCAACAGCCUUGAUUAUGAGCCUCGAGACGCUGAUGGUCUCUACACAAUCUUCCCCCAGAGGUACGACGCAGAAGGAAACAAGCUGUCUACUCAUGUCUACCGAUACUACGACGACGCAUAG